CUUUUUUUUUCUUUUGCAGACAAGCAAUAUAAAACUCACUACUGUUCUAAUAUUACUGCUGCUAGAUGGCUUUUUCAACACUCUGCAGAAUCUCAUCGCUUUCACCAUCCUGGCUCUUGUCAGCCCACUUAGCUACGCUGUAGCGAAUGCCAUGAAAAGAAUUGUCAUCAUAACCGCAUCCAUUAUGAUGCUUCGCAACCCUGUUACACCAGUCAACUGCUUUGGGAUGUUUGUGUCUAUAUUGGGUGUGAUGUGUUACAACAAGGCGAAAUAUGAACAGAACAAGGCUUUCGAAAGAGAAAUGAUUCUUCCACAAAUCCAAAGUGAUUCAAAUCUUCUGUUACAAGGUUACAACAACAUGAGCAAAGAUAUCAGAUUCCAAAAUGGUAUUCUCAGUAAUUCCAAACUACACAUGGAUAACACACAUCAGUUCUCACAGUCUUGGGAACCUGAUAGCAAAUACUUAGAAAUACCUUCAGUGGAAAAGAAACAAAGAGAUUCGAGGAACUAUUACCAUGUUUAGUGAAUGAAGAAAUGGCAGACAAGAUAAGAAGGAAUUAGAAUUUUAUGGGCGAAAUGAAAAUGAAUGAGAAGUAGAAGAACAAACUAUUUAUCUAAGUUUUUUUCACCAAUAAACUUAUUUAAACAUGAGA
This is a messenger RNA of Octopus sinensis (East Asian common octopus), 653 nucleotides long. RefSeq lists its product as uncharacterized. The record is from RefSeq and is a predicted model, not a curated record. The transcript is spliced from 2 exons. Lineage: Eukaryota; Metazoa; Mollusca; Cephalopoda; Octopoda; Octopodidae. The coding region runs from base 152 to 523 and encodes 123 amino acids.